UCGCUUCAGAGAAACGGGCACACGCGGAUUAGAGUGCCGAGAAUCAAAUAAUGUUUGUUGGAUUCCAGCACUGGCAGUUCUUAAAGAGGCAGUUACAAAAAUAAUUCAAACUCUGACACCAGAAUCGGGACUCUUUUUUUUUUUUUUAAGUGUAGUUGUUGUAGCUCUUAAACAGUUCUGGUUACGAAAUACACCGAGCUGAAAAAAUAGAAGUUAGGGGAAAAAAAAAAAACAAAGAAACAGGAAGAUCAAUGCGUGUUGCUGAUAAAUACAUGAGCGUUUAUUGUGGGCUACAGUACAAGAAAAACAUGCCCUUGCUACGAUAUUGACAGGAUCUGCAGAAGUGGUGUGUUUUGAAAUACUGCAAUCACUUCUACGAGAUAGGGAAAUACCCAGGCAGGCGUCAUUCGGAACAGGUUAUAUUAUACAUGCAUCUCUGCAUCGAACACUUUUUUGCUGCGCUGAGUGAAGACAGUCCCAGGCAGAGACACAAGUGCCUCCAGCACGCUGUACCCCCGCUGCAGAGCCUGACUUGCCCCCCGACGUCACCAAUGCGACCAUGGGAAAUCGCGGUGAAUAGGCGGCCGCCCACUGCCCCCUUCAAUCAGAGGAGAUUCCCAGGGGAGCCCUGCAAUAUCCCAGCGCAUCUCAGGAGGAGCCCUCCAGUGAGACGGCAGUGGGGGCGGCGAGACAGACCCUUGUUGCACAGCUCUUUGCAUCAGGAUGAGACUUUCCAGCACGCCCUGUUCGCGCAGCAUCAGCAGCAGAUCUCUUUAGAUGAGUCGAGACCGUACAGUCACACCAGCGUACCGCCACGAAUACUGCACCCUGCCGCCCACCCGCCUCAGCAGAACUCCAUCAUGCUGGACCUUCACGAGCAGAUGCAUCAGAGGCAAGUCCCGAUUUCAUACACGGUUACCACGGUGACAACCCACGGUUUCCCAAUCCACGCCGGCCAGCCUAUCCCAGGGUGCAGCACUCAGCAGCUCCCAGCAUGCUCGCUGAUCCAAGCCUGCACAAUGCAGCACAUGCCAGUAUCUUACCAAGCCUUUCCGCCUCUGAUCUCCAGCGAACAUUUUAUACUGCACCCCCCUCCGCCUGUGCCGCCACACCAACCGCCUCACCUCGCUCCCCUGAGCCAGUUCGUCCCUCUGCAGCCACAGCACCCCCGCAUGCCUUUGCAGAGGGUAGAGAACGACGUGGAGAUGAGAGGCGACCAGCACCCUGUAGGGGGGUUCUCCUACCCCCCUGCCCACCACCCACCAGCAAUGCCUCCGUCUGUGCCCCUCCAGUACCUCCCUCACGACCCUCUUCACCAGGAGCUGCCCUUUGGAGUGCCAUAUCCUCACGUGCUGCCGAGGCGUGUGAGCGGGCAGAGGUACCGGCUACAGCAACCCCUGCCCCCUCCCCCACCACCACCACCUUACUACCCCAGCUUCCUGCCGUACUUCCUCUCAAUGCUUCCGGUGCCUCCGACUGCAGUGGGACCUGCCAUCAGCCUGGACCUAGAUGUGGAUGACGUGGAGAUGGAAAACUAUGAGGCGUUGCUGAAUCUCGCUGAGAGGCUGGGAGAGGCCAAACCUCGUGGACUCACCAAAGCCGAUAUAGAGCAGCUUCCGUCCUACAGGUUCAACCAGGAGAACCACCAGUCUGAACAAACUCUGUGUGUUGUGUGCUUUAGCGAUUUUGAGUCAAGGCAGCUGCUGCGAGUCUUGCCUUGCAACCACGAGUUUCACGCAAAGUGUGUUGACAAAUGGUUAAAGACCAAUCGCACUUGUCCAAUCUGUCGAGCCGAUGCUUCAGAAAUCCACAGAGAUGCCGAGUGAAACUUUUCUUUGUUUUAACCAACAAGAAGCAGCACAAUAAAUGGAGACCGUUCUCUUGGAGAAACGGGAACCUAGCGCCUACCCCUCUGUAUUCUCCCAAGCCUUUUCCUCUUGAACAAUAAGCAAUCUAAGAUCGUAUUUGGGGCUCUGUUUUACCUCCGCUGUGCAUCGUGUGAGUUUGAUGAAAGCUACUGCCUAGUAUAACCGCAUAGCCACCAAGUUCUGGAGUUGUGUUGUGUGUACUUUUUGCGAUCGCCCUUGUGUUUCUGAUACUCCAAAGAUUGAACAUGUUAUAUCUGUUCAUGUGUUUUAACUUUUUUGGUUUUAUUUGGUUUUCUAGUUGAUGCUAGAAUCAUUCCAAGUACUGCAACAGUGGGGGAGUGGGGUGUGUGUGAAAUGGUCGUGCAAUCGGCAGACUUAAGAAAGCAAGGUUAUUUUGGAAGGAAACUGGACCAUUCCACUGCGUUGGAGGGAGGCUUCACUGUCUGAGAUGCAUGUUUGUAAAGGUGAUGGGCAAAGUGACUUGUUGUUAAUAAUGUAUGUUACGCAAUAAUGUAUUUUAAUUUCGGUUUUUUAAUGAAUUGCUGAAUGCUUUCGUAAAAAGUACGAAUUGCAGUGGUAAAAGGUGCAGUAUCUUUUAAGGCCUGAAGGUAAGGUGUGCUUGUAAUGAAACUGCCUUGCAGUUCUGAAAACUUCAAACAAAGAAGCCCUGAAACAAUGCGGGUUAUGGAACAAACGCCACUGCUAUCCAGCAGGGGGCAUGUUUCCAGACUGAUCGAGCUGGCAAAAGAAAGGCACGGGACAAGCUGCUGUUUUACACGCGGCAUUGCUGGGCUCUACUGAACAGUACAAACAGCCCUGGAUACUCACCCCACCACAGCAGUAUACAGCCAUCCAGCUGCAACGCUUUGUACUGUGGAUGGAAUCAAGGCAUGCUGGGAAUUGCAUGGACUGUAGACUUAGCCGAGCAAUAUGUAAAUGGUGAUCAAGUACUUCUUAAUCAAGUGGAUUAUUAGGGUUACUGAGAGCAUGGCGUUGGUCUGCAUUCUGCCCGUCCCUGUAGAAAUCUGUUGGAUCUGUUUUGUGAUUGACAACUUCCAGUAGUCUUGAAGAAGGGGGCUGCAUGGCACCCUGCAGAGAGUGCAGAUCAAUGGGACAUUUCUUCCCGACUUGGGGUAGGCCUGCUUUUCUUGUUUGUGAGCCAAAUAUUCAAUACACUUCUCUUUUUAUUUUCAGCUUUGCCUUUCAAUACCUUGAGAAGCACAAACAAGUAUCACUGAAGUUUUAAAGAUCUAACGAUUCUUUCUCUA
Polyodon spathula (Mississippi paddlefish) is the source of this 3136-nucleotide messenger RNA. Its product is annotated as RING finger protein 44-like. The record is from RefSeq and is a predicted model, not a curated record. Lineage: Eukaryota; Metazoa; Chordata; Actinopteri; Acipenseriformes; Polyodontidae. The coding region runs from base 429 to 1826 and encodes 465 amino acids. The transcript is spliced from 11 exons.